Messenger RNA from Emiliania huxleyi CCMP1516, 279 nucleotides. RefSeq lists its product as hypothetical. The transcript has a single exon. The record is from RefSeq and is a predicted model, not a curated record. Lineage: Eukaryota; Haptophyta; Isochrysidales; Noelaerhabdaceae. The annotation marks the transcript as partial. Gene Ontology annotation, molecular function: oxidoreductase activity.
AUGCUUUUCCACCUCUUCACCCUGUCGUUCACGCCGACGAGCGUGCCAACAAUCACUAUCGCACCCGGCGUCAAAAUGCCGCUCGCGGGAGUCGGCACGUGGCAGUACAACGCGACGGUCGCAGAGAGAGUAGUGGCAGAGGCCCUUGGCCUGGGCUAUCGGCACGUCGAUACGGCACUGAAUUACCACAAUCAGGAUGGCGUUGGCCGAGCCAUCGCCGCCGCCAUCGACGGCAGCCGCCUCACGCGCCGCGACCUCUUCUUGGUUUCCAAGAUCCCA